AUCACAUUCUUCUAUCCUGAAGUCUUCCUGCUAACGACUCACACACUGAUCAAGAACAGAGAAAAUAACGAAGACACUUCUCAAUUGUAUCAAAAUGUUGUUUGCUAUCGUAAUUCUGCUCAGUGGUUUCGUCCAUUCAAGCAUGUGCUGUCCACCAGAACUUGAUGGUUAUUGCCAUGAUUGGGUGAAGCUGAACACCGCGCCCGUCUGUUUCAUGACUAAAGAUAACAAGCCCGGUUCGUUUACUCCCACAAGUCAUGGCUUUCUCACCGCUGUAAAGCUUGUCCAUCUGAGUGGUUACGUUACCUGUGAUUCAAGGACGCACCAAAAUGAUAAUAACUGGGGAUGCAAGGACCGUGCAAGUGUAAAAGACGCUCCGCUGAACACGUUCGUUACUGACAAAAAUAAUAAAGUAAUGUUCCCUCUAACUGGAGUAUUUUACAACGAGCAAUAUGCCAAAACAUCCAAAUACUAUGGCAUACAAGAGUAUGAUCCAAUGUCCCCCGAUAUUGUCCUCCAGCAUGGCUUGAACUCCCCGUCAGACUACGUCGGCCCUGACUCACAACUUCGUGUGUGGUAUGGGGAAGACUUGUUCAAUACGAACGAAGGGGAUAACGGAGGAAAAGCAUGUGUAGACGUCUUCGGCUACUUUGUCUGAGCCAAAGCAAUGCAAUAAGUACGUCCAAUAAGUAAUGCCCAUGCAGUUGUUAGCUAGACUGCCGUUUAAGGUAAAUAAAACAUGAAGGAUGUAAAGCGACCUUGAGAA
Molecule: messenger RNA, 766 nt
Organism: Actinia tenebrosa (Australian red waratah sea anemone)
Lineage: Eukaryota; Metazoa; Cnidaria; Anthozoa; Actiniaria; Actiniidae
Source: RefSeq, a predicted model, not a curated record